GUGAUUGUUAGUCAUACAUAUAAAUACUCUUGACUGAUUGUUCCUACAUCGAUUGUGUACCUUCAGGAUCCAACUUCCGUCUUUGAUCGACGUCUCUUUAAUUUUCUUCCUCGGUAGUUUUUGUAGGAUUGUAUAUCUCUCUUUGCCUGGCUCAGAUUGAGUUACACUGGUUCUAUCGUCACCAGGGGUCAGUAUUCUCGUUAGCAAUCGACUAACUCAACGGGUCAAGUGCUUUUCCCAAGUGCUUUUCCAAUUCUUCCUGACCUGUGAACAGUUCCUCGACUGUACAACAAUACAUAACACACACACUUCGCAAGUUAAAGUUUUCAAAAACCUUCCUUGCCACUUUUAUCGAACCUGGUCAACAGCCGCACCGAACAAAACCCACUACAUACACAACUCUUUGGUCUCUCAAUCGCCCCUCUCACUUGAUACGAAUCGCACCAACACUUCAAUCAUUCGCCAUCGCUUGCAGAUUCAGCUCGAUUUCACUUCACUUUACCUGGCUCGUCUUACGUGAAGUUUUCCAAUGGACGCCUUACAGAGAGCUCUCAAUCUCAAUAGGACGGUGAACUUCGAUUGCACUAUUACAGUCGACCAACUAGUGAACGUACCUCUCCUAAAUGGCAAAUUCAAACUCAAGUGGAAAUUCGCUCACCCUAUCACUACUGUUCACCUCGAAGCUCAAUUGAAAGCCAAGCAUGUGGCCACUACCAUUACACAUCGUUUGGCAAUGAGUGACGACGAGUCUCAUCUCCCUCAGAAUUUACUCCGCUCUUCCCAACCCCAUCAUUCGAGUUUUGGUAUCAUUCAGAAUAGUCAGCAAGAUGAGGGUUCAGCUCAUCAUUCUUACCAAGCUGGUCCAUCCGGAGCCAAUCUGCCUGACUUAUCCAACACACGCUCCAGCAUCAUGGGACGGGGACGUUCUCUCACCCAAUCAACUUAUCUCCCCAGCCACUACCCAUCUAAUGAUCCUCAACCGGGAUACGUGACUGAUUUGGGUGCUCACGAAAUGCCAGGUAGUAAUGCCCCAGGAACUACAUAUACUUUCAAAGACUCGGCUCACAGUAGAUUUGGGUCUCCUUCUAUCAUCACUCCCGACGCAACUCCUACCUUGAACAACUCGAUUUUUGGAUCAGAGGAUGGUUACAAGCUCAACUCGGUGACACCUAGGCCAGGAUACAACCCAAAUCCUACAACCCCAAACUCUCAAAUGAUCGAAGCGCCAUGCAAAGCUGAGUCAUCUGGCUCAACUCCCUAUGUUGACGUUAAGAAUCACUCGGCUGUUUUCCGGCAAGCCUUUCGAUGUCCCGUCUCGAUCGCAGUGACAAAAGAAGGUAGACUCCAGCCUAGUAUAUUGACGAUUGUGGUGAAGCAAGAGCAUGUUGGAGAAGACGGAAGAAGAGAAGUCUCCAGGCACGGCACAGUCGCGAUUGAUUUGAGUAGAUUUACACCUUUUAUGGCUCAGGAUGUUAAGGAGCAGGUGAUAAUUGGCGAACAUGAGCUUGAAGCUCAGAAAAAGAGAAGAGUUGAGAAAACUAAAUUUCUACUGCAAGAGUGUAGGACAAAUGCUAGCUUGAAGCUACAGAUCCAGAUGGACUACCUCAGUGGGGCUACAUCUUAUAAAACGUCUGCUGCCGGAUCGCCCAUUUCGGAUCACGCACAUUCUCCACAUGAGGAUGCUAAAUCAGUUUAUAGCAUUGCCAAAUCUAGCUCCGGCUCACCCGACUCUUCCAUUCUGUCAUCCAAUUCAAGCUACCAUAACCCAUCGGGCGCCCUAAAGAAAGUUCAAAUAUCACCAUCUACAUAUCAUAUGGGCGAACGUUCGAGUCAUUCUUCAGGUCAUCGUGCGCGACCUUUUAAAUCACACCAGCACGAGACUACUUUACAAGUUGCAGACGAGCUCAUCGACGUCUUAUUCUCGAAUGCCUAUGUUCCCUCAUCUGGACCUGUGACGCAACGCCUCCAAAGUGCCAAAAGGAAAAAAGAACGCACCGAGAAAUUAGUGACCACACAUGAUGCUAAAUCACUUCAUCUGAGUAUUCGAUCAUCUCAAACUAACAAGAGCUCGGCACCUAGACCAACAAUGAUGUCAGUUUGGGAGAACUCUAUCUUCCUCAAACCUAGGGAGGAAGACGACGAUGCUGCGAGUAGAAAGAGUGGAAAAAGCUUUCAAUCCAAGUUUCGAAGUCUAAGUAGAUUGACUGCGCUCCACUCGACAUCUUAAAGUUGUCUUUAUUUAUUAUCCUAGGACCAACUGGAUACAUAGAGUCAAGAUCUGGAUCUCACUUUAUCUUUCCGUUUAAGUCUUGCGGACGACCGAACUAGGCUUACACAAUACUUUGAUCACCUUCAUUUCAUCAAAUCUAUCAUCAACUUCUGAAUUAGCAACCUCCACCCUGCAAGCAUUCCAAUUUUUUUCUAUUCUUCCUCAAGACUCGUCUAUGACAAUAUAUAUUAUAAAUCUUCAAUACUCGACUAAUAACCUCUCAUUUUUAGUAUAAGCUCUUAGUAAAUCAAAACAAAUCAAAAGUACAUUACUCUCCUUUGUACACAUCUUAAUCUCUUUAGAGCAAUGUAUCUAUUCUAAUCAAUACCCUUUUUCAUUUGACUCAUCGUUUCUCGAUUCUUCUUUCUUUUGAUCAACAUUAUCUCUUAGAUCUACCAAUAUCAAGAGAGCGUGAUUGCAGGAGUGACAUAGUGCUGUGAUGGCAAAACGAAUUUGCUUUUGUUUAUUGUUGAUUUUGUUUUAUUCAUUAUUUGAUCAAAGUUUAGCAUGCUUAUGAAUUGUAAGGCAUUUAUUUAUAUAUUUAAGGUUGUCUUGAAAAAUCAUUUUCAUUAAAAAAUC
Molecule: messenger RNA, 2848 nt
Organism: Melampsora larici-populina 98AG31
Lineage: Eukaryota; Fungi; Basidiomycota; Pucciniomycetes; Pucciniales; Melampsoraceae
Exons: 3
Coding region: 530-2227 (565 amino acids)
Source: RefSeq, a predicted model, not a curated record